CCGUUUUAGUUCUGAUUUGAACUUUGCUUAAAGCGGUUGUGUUAACGGUACCUCGAAACGUUUUCCCUUUAUGGCUUAAAUCACUUGCCAACAUUUAAUAAAAUUAAUUGUAAUUGAAUAUCGCACACAAAAACCAGCAAUAACAAACAAGAAAGAACACAACUUUUUAUUUCUAUUCUAUGAGAAUUUUCCAUGGUGUUGUUAAUCCAAUCCAAGUGCAAAUCUAAGCUGGAAAAAAAAUAAAGAGAGAGAAAAAACCCUUAGUUCUAUGAAUAGACUUUUAGAAACAGCAUCGCAAAGUCAAUGAAUUGAAUUAAAAAACUAGACAAAUUAUCAUUGGAGCCUGAAAGUAAUAUCAACCAACUGGCUGCAGCCACGAGCUACGAGCAAGAUCAACUCCAGCACAAGCAACAUUGUGUUAAAGCGUUUAACAAACGGGCCACAAUGUUUAACCACAAUUGGUUCGUGCCAACUGUUGUGCUGUCGCUGCUGCUGUCUUAUCGCAAUUUCUUUAUAACCGCCCAGAGUCAGAAUGCAAUAGGGGCCCACCGCUCGUUCCAGAAGACAUCUUUCUCGUGUGCCGGUCGACCUGCUGGCUAUUAUGCAGAUGUUGAAACUGGCUGUCAGGUUUAUCACAUGUGCGAUGGCUUGGGACGCCAAUUCAGCUACUCAUGUCCAAAUACAACACUGUUCCAACAGAGAAUGCUUAUAUGUGAUCACUGGUAUAUGGUGAAUUGCUCGAAAGCAGAAAGUGACUACACUGCCAAUUUGCUAAUAGGACAACGGGACAAGCCUUUUGUUAAUGAGGAAGAGAAUAAUUUACGAACCCCUCGUCCCGACCUUCUGGAUCGUCCAUAUGCCCCUGAUUAUUCAGGGGAAUCUUUCAGAAGCCAAUAUCAAAAGUCUCUUUCGUCUGUGCUCAAUCAAAUCUAUGACACCAACUCCUAUAAGAAAGAAAAGUCAUUAUCAUCUUCAAAUCAACCCACACAGCCAACUGGGCAACAACGAUGGAAAAUACCGCCGCCCAGUCGGCUUAUUUUGCCACCAGCUUAUGAACCCCAAAUACCAGAUAACACUGUGAUAACCACCACAGCAAAGUCGACCACCAGAAUAUCGUAUUAUAAUCCCAGCACCACCACCACCACCACCACUACAACAUCGAAACCUUCACCUUCCUCCCUCAGACCAACAUCCUCAAAUAGCAGAUCCCUAGGAACACGUUUUAAUGGCGUUGCUGCUCUUCACAACCGCCAUGAUGAACAUUUGCAAUAUGAACUGGACGAUUUGGGCACCAGCCACAGCACUCGCUACAAUACAUCGGCCGAUUUCAACUCGAAUGAAGACAGAAAUCAAAAGAAUCGAGGCAAAAACGCUUACACUACCACGAAAUCCAGCUUUGGACUGACCACCCUGAGGACGACAACAUCGACAUCGACUUCCACCACGAAGGCCACUGCCAAUCCGAGUAUUAAGAUUCCCUCGAAAAUUUACGAACCUCCAGUACUCUUUCCCAUCUACAACUUGGAGGACAGCAGCACCACGACCACAACUACAACGGUGAGGCCAUUGUUUAGGGCUUCCACAGCAGCCCCUUUUAUGACACGUCAAACAACAACUACUACGAGACCAACCACAACAAGGCCACCUUCCAGAGCAACAACUAUGCUGGGAAAACCCUUCACUAGAUCCUCAUCAAUCACCGCACCUACGACCACUACGCAAUCUGGUAGGAAUUUAAAUCGUUUCGAUGCCGACAAACUGAGUAAAGAACUGAGAACCCCAGCUCCGGCUCAAGGUUUUAAAAUACCUACACCCAGACCUACGGUGUCAGCAUUUAACACAAGCAAAUCCAUAGCUGAGAGUGUGCCCUCAAAGCAUCUACUGCCACCCCUCGUUGAUUUUGUGCAGCAUGAUGUGGCCACCACUCAAGGUCCUCCCAUAUACUACGAAUGGAAGGUGCCCUCUGAUGGACUGGAACCCCCGAAAAUGGAAGUGCCCAUUGGUGUGGAUGGACGUCAAUAUCCCGAAACUGUGCUGGACUACAAUUCGAUCAGUGCCAGCGGCACUUUCUCGCCAAAUCCUCAUUUUGGCAUAGAUCAGAAGAAAGAAGUAGACUCUCGCCCCACUUUGCGCCCGCCCACCUCCAGAUCAGUAAAGGAAACAGCUCAACCGAAUGGAGUGAGUACAAGGCGGAAGGCGGAUAAACCUACCAAGGCGACGGGGACGGCUCCAACUUCUUCCAACGAGCCUGAGGAUAUUUUCCAAAUCAGCAAAGAUCUUUCGGUGCCCGAGUAUGCCUUCCCCCUGGAAAAUGUUGGUCGUACCGGCUACUUGGACAGCGAUGUCUACAACUCAUUUCAGCUGAAGAUACCCGAGAGAAGAGCUGACACCGACGAGCAUCUGCAUUGGUUUGGGGAGAAUCCCAAAUGUCCAGAAUGCCAUCCGUCCUAUGUAAUACCCGGUACCUGUGAACCAUGUCUACGUAGAUAGGAAAAAUCAUCAUCCCCAAUGCCCUCGUGUAAAUUUCAAGUAUUCCAUUUAUGAAUUUAGUAUACAGUCCUUAUCUUCAUCCCACUAACCACCACCACCAAUCCACCCCAACCAUUUUGAUUAGAAAAUAAUAUGGAAUUAUAGUAAAAUUCGAUAGAUAUUCGAAUCUCGUGUAGAAAUACCAUACGCCUGCGCAGUUAGACAUUUCGACAAUGAACACAUACUCGUAUUACUUGUUAACUACUUUAAGUUAUCCAUGCCUGCUCUUCCUACCCCUUUCGUGUAUUCGUAAAUCCAUUUGUCCAUUCUUAGAAUAAUUUACACAUCCUGUUUCCUAGAGAGAAGGAGUGCGUGUGGCACCUGGAACCGCUCUCCAUGUUAAUCCUACAUCCAAGGAGAAGAAGAAGUCGAAAGACUCUAACAUAAUGUACAUACAAACAGCCUAUUUCUAUGUACAUAUGUAUGUAUAUAUACUUAUGUUCAUGUGUAUGCUGUACCUAACACCUACUUCACCAUUUAUUGCUUAAAUUUAAGACCACUAUUGUAUAGUUGUAAUUGUUUAUAUGUUCUUGUAUGUAAACACGUGCGCUUUAAUGUGCAUCGACUACCAAUACAAACAAUUAUUUUGUACUAUUGAUUAAGAAAUUUCGUUAAUAAAUUUAAAUAAAAUUA
This is a messenger RNA of Stomoxys calcitrans (stable fly), 3162 nucleotides long. RefSeq names its product mucin-2 (gene js). The transcript is spliced from 7 exons. Lineage: Eukaryota; Metazoa; Arthropoda; Insecta; Diptera; Muscidae. Gene Ontology annotation, cellular component: extracellular region. The record is from RefSeq and is a predicted model, not a curated record. Bases 445 to 2490 code for a protein of 681 amino acids. Gene Ontology annotation, molecular function: chitin binding.